GUAGAAUAAGUGGUGCAAAAGAAAUAUAUCCCUAUCCUUAUAUGUUACAUGCUUUUAGAAAAAGACACGGAUACACUCAGUGCGCACUGAUUGACAAAUUAAAAUCGCCAACAGUAAACUAACCUCAAAAAAUAAAAAAUACCGUUUGUUAUCCAAAGGUCUAUGAUUGUUGUCAACGAUUUUUUGUUUGUUUGGUUUGAUAGCUUUUCGAAAUUUCGAAAUUUGAAAUUUUUCUCAAAGUCAAGCUUAACAUCGCAAUGAAUAAAGAGAAGGUUAAGAAAACGUUGGUAAGAAACCCAGAGCGACCAAAGACCAGUACUGUCAGUGCUCCCCAACUAACAAAUUUGGCCAAUGGAGAAGUUGUAGAACCGGAAACAGUAUCAACUAAAACUGAACCGGAUCCAAAUCCCAGAUUCGAUGCGCCCGAAAUGCACAGUACUUUGAAACUAUCGAAGAAAAUCGACGAAAUCGUUAAACCGUCGAUCAGACAAACAAAAAGCUUGACCGAUAUGGAUAAAAUGAAAUUGGCUGGAAGCGACAGAAUUGCAAGACAAGUCAACUUUCGCCAUGACCAAACAGUAUUUAAAGAUCUCAUUCCAUUAGGCGAUAAAAACGAAUUUGAAACUGAGCUCAUUACUGAUACAAUAGACGAAGACUCGGAAGAGGAAGAACUUGACCCCGAACCAAAUUUUGCAGAUUUUGCUGUCCGUGAUGAAAAAGUAAACGAAAAAAUCUAUCUUUGCAUGCCAGAAGCUACCGUGAGUGGCUGGGAACAGAAUUAUGAAGAUUGUAAUCCAAUUGAUGGACUGAGAUUGUAUAAGAUAAUGCAGGGUUGGUAUCGUGCAAGCCUCGAUCCAAACUCAAACUACAGAAGUGGGUUAGUCAAGAAAAAAUUAAAUAUUACUCAAUAAAAAAUUAAAGCUGUAAAUAGUAACUACACCAAAAUAUAUUAUAACAUACAAACAGCAAAAAAUGGUUUGACUCAUUAGUACUUUGCUGAAGUUUUUUCACAACAGCCUCCGGAUUCUGUUUUGCUAGUCAAGUUGAAUCCAACAGCUCCAGGCCUACCGUGUCAAACGUAUCGAAAAAUAAAAUCGCUAUUCUGAUAAUUCAAUGUGAAUUUCGACUCGACUUGUAAAAUAGAAUCCCGCCCCAGGUUCAUCAGAUUUUGAAAAGGUUUGAAGUAAAACACUGAAAUUUCAAAUUAAUCCAACAUAAAGGUAGUAUAAUAAUUAAAUCAUCAAAAUUGUAAUUUA
Ceutorhynchus assimilis (cabbage seed weevil) is the source of this 1256-nucleotide messenger RNA. The record is from the annotation of a GenBank genome assembly. Lineage: Eukaryota; Metazoa; Arthropoda; Insecta; Coleoptera; Curculionidae.